Molecule: messenger RNA, 830 nt
Organism: Mercurialis annua (annual mercury)
Lineage: Eukaryota; Viridiplantae; Streptophyta; Magnoliopsida; Malpighiales; Euphorbiaceae
Exons: 2
Coding region: 447-773 (108 amino acids)
Molecular function (GO): zinc ion binding
Source: RefSeq, a predicted model, not a curated record
AAAAAUCUUACAAAAUUGUCACUCAACAGAACCGUUUGUUACAACGGGAAGUCACUCCAACGAAUCCGACUCUUUUUAAUGUGAAACGCUGCGUUUCAUGCACACCUGGCGCGCCGGAAGUGGGAAACAAAUCUCUCUCUUCCAUGUCAGCUCAGUCAAUUGCCACGUCAAUUAAUGAGUUCCAACUGUUGGGGUUAAUAAAUAUCAACGGUAAAAAAGAUUACAACGGUAAUAUUGUUUUCUUUUUCCUUUUAAUCAAAUUCUUCUUCUUCUUACUUCUUCUCCUCUGAAAAAAAAAAUCCCCAAUAUUGAAGAACCCUAGUUUCUGUCUAUCUUCUCUAAUUUCUUCGAUUUCUUCUAUUCAAUCCGUGUUGUUAACUCCCAUGAUCCGUAAUUUAUUCGAUUAACCUAUAACCCUAAUUUGUUAGGUUUGCCGUAGAACCCUAAUGGAGCAUCCAAGUUUUAUUCCUCUCUGCCAUUGCAAUCAGCCUGCUGUGCUGAAGACAGCUUGGACUCAAGCGAACCCAGGAAGGCGGUUCUUUGGGUGCCAGCAUUGGCAUCAGUCUGGAGGAGGUGGAUGUGAUUACUUCGACUGGUUUGACAAAGCUAUGCCUAAUAGAACAAAAUCUAUUCUACUUGAACUGCUAGAAAAGGUUGAUAAGAAUGAAAUGGAGAAUAACAGGAAGACAGCAAAAUGGACUUAUGUCAAGCUAAUACUUCUACUAGUGUUUGUAUUUUAUCUUGGAAGAUGGAGUGCAAGUAGUUUAGGUUGAAUGAUAAGAUGUACUAGGUUGCUGUAAGUUAUGUUUGAUGAAUGCACUUGGAACUCU